Messenger RNA from Puntigrus tetrazona (Sumatra barb), 1361 nucleotides. RefSeq lists its product as uncharacterized. Gene Ontology annotation, molecular function: RNA polymerase II transcription regulatory region sequence-specific DNA binding; DNA-binding transcription factor activity, RNA polymerase II-specific. Gene Ontology annotation, biological process: regulation of transcription by RNA polymerase II. The record is from RefSeq and is a predicted model, not a curated record. The coding region runs from base 243 to 1043 and encodes 266 amino acids. NCBI's taxonomy places the organism in Eukaryota, Metazoa, Chordata, Actinopteri, Cypriniformes, Cyprinidae. The transcript is spliced from 4 exons.
GGAAACUGAGCUGGAGAGGACCUAAACCACAGUCAACGCGGAGCAUUAACGGUCCGCUUUACCUAGAAAGUGUCUCGUGAUAUUUUCGGGAAUUUUCGCAGCCGUUUCCUUUGGGAUUUUAGCAUCGCACGAGUGUUGAAAAAAAUUAUGCACACUUUACCUCAUUUUUAUGGGUAAAUAUCAGUUUUUUUUGCAACUGAUCAUUAUCAUUCCACAGGUCAUUGGAGGUCGUAAGCAGCAAAAUGAAUUCCGUUUAUUUCUGCGGACCAAGAAGCGGCCAGGGGCCUUUUCCAUUGCAACGCGUCAACUCGUUGUUUCACGAGGCUCACCAGCAGAUGGCGCAGCAGUACCAGCUUCAUUCAGCGGCCAGUACCUCGUCCGUGCAGACUCUCACUGUGGCGGAGCGCCUGGCAGAACUCAUUCUUGAGGCACGCUACGGAAACCAGCAAAAGCAGCGUCGCAGUCGCACCGCCUUCAGCGUGUCCCAGUUACAAGCCCUCGAAAAGGCUUUUCAGCAAACCCAGUAUCCAGAUGUGGGCAUGAGAGAGCGAUUAGCAGUCUGCAUCAACCUCCCAGAAGCCCGUAUCCAGGUGUGGUUCAAAAACAGACGUGCCAAAUUUAGAAAAGGCCAACGCUUCGCACCCCUUUCCAAAGAAGAAAGCCAAGUGCAUCGCCCUGCUACUAAACAACGGAAAGAAUUAGUGAUGGACCAGGAAAAAGGCUCUCAUUCAAAAUCUCAAUCCCCUUUUAGGGAAAACAGCACUGUUCCUUCUUCGUCGGACUCUGUUCACCUUCAUUCCCACCCCAGACUGCACUCCUCUGCUGUUCUUUCAUUCGUUACCGGAGAACACUACCAGCAACCGAUGCCUCACGCGCUCGGGCUGCUGUCUGCGGGUCUACCUUUUUCUCCCACGUAUUUGCCUGUAAUGCAACAGCAGCACAGCACAGCCGUCAAUCUUGUGCCAUUGGGGAAAUGCAACAAUCUCAUGCUUCAGUCUGCCUGUCAAUCUAAAUCUAUGGUUCACCACCACUUGGACAUGUAGCCACCAACCAACAAAGCCCACUGAGCCAGUUGUCCUCAUUAGGACGUGAAGAGGGAACAGGUGUUCACAAGUCCCUCCCCCCCCACCACAGCAUCGUAACUUUUACCCCUUAAAAUAGCAUAAGGGUUUGGAUUUCGAUCUUUUUCUGUAACUUUCAUUAAUUGGUUUCGACCCUGUUUGUACAAACUGGCUUUCUUUGUGAACUUCCAUGCAUAGCUUAGAGCAUUGUUGAGAAAAAUGUUAUGUUGCACAUACAUAUUUGAGCACUUUGUAGAUUUUGAUGAACAUGCAGUGAUUUUGUAUACAAAUAAACACGGA